This is a messenger RNA of Pristis pectinata (smalltooth sawfish), 2105 nucleotides long. RefSeq names its product potassium voltage-gated channel, delayed-rectifier, subfamily S, member 3a (gene kcns3a). Lineage: Eukaryota; Metazoa; Chordata; Chondrichthyes; Rhinopristiformes; Pristidae. Gene Ontology annotation, biological process: potassium ion transmembrane transport; protein homooligomerization. Gene Ontology annotation, molecular function: voltage-gated potassium channel activity; protein binding. The transcript has 3 exons. Bases 327 to 1808 code for a protein of 493 amino acids. The record is from RefSeq and is a predicted model, not a curated record. Gene Ontology annotation, cellular component: membrane; voltage-gated potassium channel complex.
AGCAGUGCUCAGAGCCUGAGGCGUGACCUGGGAAGCGACUAGCUUCAGGUCAGAUGCGCCUUGUUUCAGUUAAAACCAACAAGAUGGACUUUAAAGGGGUUUUAUAUAUUUCCGCAUCUGCAUGAUGACAGUGUACUCUUGGAUGAAAUCUGUGACAUCAAAUGCCAGUGCAAGGUACUGGAGUAAGGAACUAUACAUAUUCCCUUUUAGUUUGCUGUCUCCUUAUCCAUCCCUCCUGCAUUCAUCGUAGCGUGGAUGAAAGGUAUGAAUUGUUUCUUACUUGGGACUAGUAAAUGGAAGGUACUAAACGAUAAGGAUUUGUCAACAUGAUUUAUGGACAGUUGUUUGAAAGGACUGCCACUGACUGCGAACUUAUCAACAUAAAUGUGGGUGGAUACAAACAGAGAAUCGACCAACGUACCCUGCUACGGUUUCCUCACACCAGGUUAGGAAAACUGCUGAAAUGUGACACUGAGGAGGAUAUUUUGGAGCUCUGCGAUGAUUACAAUGUUGUGGACAAGGAAUUUUACUUCGAUCGGAAUCCCUGCCUGUUCCGGUACAUUCUGAACUUUUACUACACUGGGAAACUACACGUCAUGGAAGAGCUCUGUGCAUUUUCUUUCUGUCAGGAAAUCGAGUACUGGGGGAUUAAUGAACUUUUUAUUGACUCCUGCUGCAGCAACAGGUAUCAAGAGAGGAAGGAGGAUGUGGUGGAUAAAGAUUGGGAUCAGAAAAGCGAUGAGAGUAUUGACUCUUCCUUUGAGGAACUGUCAGCGUUGGAUAAAGAUAUGGAUAAAUUUGAGAGCAUGUGGUGUGGAAAACUAAGGAUGAAUGUGUGGAUCAGGUUAGAAAAUCCUGGACAUUCACUGUCAGCCAAAAUCUUCGCAAUUAUAUCAUUGGGUGUGGUUCUGACAUCCAUUGUGGCGAUGUGCAUUCACAGCAUGCAUGAGUUCCACCAAUAUGAUGCAAAUGAUAAAGAGAUAGUUGAUCCUGCUCUAGAAGGACUGGAGAUUGCGUGUGUUAUCUGGUUCACUGUGGAGUUUAUUGUGAGGUUCUCAGUUUCACCAUGUCUAAUGAAAUUCUUCAAAAAACCCCUGAACCUAAUUGAUUUUGUUUCAAUCUUGCCUUUCUACUUUACGUUGGCCUUUGAGACAAUGGAUGAGGACAGCGAAGAGUUAGAAAAUGUGGGCAAGGUGAUUCAGAUCCUGCGUUUAAUGAGGAUAUUCCGUAUCCUGAAACUGGCUCGGCAUUCAGUGGGUCUGCGAUCAUUGGGAGCCACACUCAGGCACAGCUACCAUGAGGUUGGACUCUUACUCCUUUUCUUGACAGUUGGGAUCUCUAUAUUCUCUGUCCUUGCUUACUCAGUUGAAAAGGAUGAAAGCGAGUCAGGACUUCAUAGUAUUCCCAUGAGCUGGUGGUGGGCAACCAUUAGCAUGACCACAGUCGGGUAUGGAGACACGUACCCUGUCACACUACUAGGAAAGCUUAUUGGAAGCGUUUGCAUUAUAUGUGGAAUUUUGGUAGUGGCUCUCCCCAUUACUAUCAUUUUCAACAAGUUUUCCAAGUACUACAGGAAGCACAAGAUGGUGGACAUUGACCGCUGCAAUGCAGAACUUGCAGAAAGUUGUCCGGAUUUACCUUAUGUGAACAUUCGAGACAUAUAUGCCAAAAAUAUGCACUCUUUCAUGGCUAGUAUCUCUUCCAUGGUUAGCACUGAUGCCAGCGAUCACACCAUAGAUGCCUCUAGCAUCCAAGAUCUUGAAAGUGUUCAUAACACUACAACAUUUGAGAACUGUUCAGUAAAAUAGAGUAUUUACACUUUUACUUUGAUGGCUAGAAUCUCUGCUUUCCUGUCAAAAUUAUGUUCUACAAUUUAUUUGUUGCACUUUAAAAUACUCAGGGUAUUAUAUGUUUGACAGACAAUAGCUACUUAACUGAUUGUAACAUCUUCAUGAAAAUGAAAGAAGCAUGUGAAUUAAUUUACUGACUUCUACUUUAUGCAAGUAUAUAUUGUUAGUGUUUUGUCUGUUUCUAAAAGAAAUGUCAAUGCAAUAAUAAAUUCAGUAAAAUGAAAAACAUAUGAUAAAGACUAUAUACCUGUGCAA